Messenger RNA from Enterobius vermicularis (human pinworm), 1143 nucleotides. Lineage: Eukaryota; Metazoa; Nematoda; Chromadorea; Rhabditida; Oxyuridae. The record is from the annotation of a GenBank genome assembly.
AUGAAAUAUGUCGGCAACAUGCACGGUAAUGAACCAGUUGGCAGGGAGCUUCUGAUUCGGUUAGCUGCCUAUUUAUGUGAUGGUAUUCGUAGUGGUGAUAAAGAAAUUCAGAAAUUAAUUAAUUCAACAUCAAUUCACAUCUUGCCAACAAUGAAUCCAGACGGCUUCGAAGCAGCGCUGAACACGGACCCAAUGGAACGAAGUUGGAUGAAAGGUAGAACAAAUGCAAAUGCUGUUGACCUGAAUCGCGAUUUUCCAGAUUUAGAUUCGCUGUUUUAUGAACUUACUGAUACUGGUGUGCCACGUUAUGAUCAUCUCCUGGACCUUUCAAGAAAUACUAACAAGCAUCAACCAGAAACUCGGGCUGUCGGAAUGUGGUUACUGUCGUUACCAUUUGUUCUGUCCGCUAACAUUCAUGAGGGUGAUCUAGUGGCCAAUUAUCCGUUUGAUUCAGCUCGUGAACCAAAUGUUAACAAGUAUUCCGCUUCACCUGACGAUCAAACUUUCAGAUUUCUUGCCGAAACGUAUGCAAAAAAUCAUGCUCAUAUGGCCAAAAAUGAUCAUCCUCCCUGUGAUGCAUCACCAUAUGAUGCAUUCGCUAACCAAGGUGGCAUAACUAAUGGCGCAAAAUGGUAUUCAGUAGCUGGUGGUAUGCAAGAUUUUAGCUACCUUGCAUCAAAUGCAUUUGAAAUAACACUGGAAUUGGCGUGUGACAAAUUUCCAAGUGGCAAACGAUUACCGCAAUUUUGGGAGGACAACAAAAAGGCUUUGAUUGAGUUCAUAUGGAAGGUACAUUCAGGCAUUAAAGGUCUCGUAACAGAUGCUGAAACAGGUGAACCAAUUCCAGAAGCAGUUGUUUGGGUACAGAACAGUACCGAUACAUCACCCAUUAAGCAUCCAGUAACAACAUGGAUUACUGGAGAUUACUUCCGGUUACUUACGCCAGGCAAAUAUCAAGUGCUGGUCAGCGCUUCCGGAUAUGAACCUGCUUCGGCAACAGUUGACGUUACCAACACCAACAGAACAUCAGCACGGAUACUCAACUUUGCACUAAAACCAGAUCGUCUAUAUCCUAACGAUGUUGAGUAUGUCCCCGAGGUAAACCACAAAGUUUUGCAAACAACCGAGAAUGAAUACGGUUAG